UCGACAAGUAUUUUGCUUAUGUUAUUUCCAAAUAUGGGACUGCAUUAUGGUUUUAUUGCUAUACAGCAAUAUGAAUAUGUAGAAAUUGGGGUACGUUGGAAAAAUUUCCACAAACCUGGAGGAUACGAUUCCAACGACAUUUCAAUGUUAAACGUAUUUGUUAUGUUGAUAAUCGACUGCUUCAUUUAUUUGAUUCUGGCCCUCUAUCUGGACGCUGUAAAUCCCGGAAAAUAUGGCAUGCCAAAAGACAUAUUUUUUCCUUUCAAAAAAUUGCAUAGCUUUUUCAAAAAGCACAACAAUGUUGAUAUUGAAGAAGGAGCAGAGUCCUUCCAAGUGCGAGAUCAAGAAAAAUCAAAGCUAACUAAGGGCAUCGAACUAAUAGAUUUGCAAAAAAAAUACGGCAAGAAGACUGUAGUUAAAAAAUUAAACAUGGGAAUCUACCAAGAUCAAAUUACGGUGCUGCUGGGUCAUAACGGUGCCGGAAAAUCUACUACAAUGGGAAUGAUAACCGGUAUGAUAAAAAAAACAGCAGGCAAAAUUAUUAUCAACGGAAAAGAAGUACAAUCCAGAUCGGAUAUAACCGAAUCACUCGGUCUCUGCCCGCAAGACAGCUUAUUUUUUCCCACCUUGACUGUUACAGAGCAUUUGAUCUUUUUUGCAAUGUUGAAAGGCAAAAGUUGUCAAGAAUCUAAACGUGAAAUACAGGAUCUUUUACCCAAAUUACAUCUGAGUGACAAAAAAAACUCUUUGGCUGACAAACUGUCUGGCGGUAUGAAAAGAAAGCUUUGCCUUGGCAUGGCAGUUAUUGGAGGAUCAAAGAUUUUGAUACUGGACGAACCAUCAUCAGGAAUGGAUCCAGAAUCCCGUAGAGAAAUGUGGGAUUUGCUACAUGAAUGGAGAAAUGAAAAAACAAUUCUUAUCACCACGCAUUUUAUGGAAGAAGCUGAUGCCCUUGGCGACUGGAUUGCUAUUAUGAACGAUGGAGAACUAAAAUGCUAUGGUACCCCAAUGUAUCUAAAAAAGCAGUAUGAAACUGGUUCCAACUUGAUUCUGCUCAUUAAAAAAAACAAAGAUGUCAAAGAGGCUGUUAAGGAACUUGAAAAAGUGAUAAAGUCCAUGUUUAACUCAGCAAAAUGCAUUGGUAUCAAUGGUAAUGAGGUCCGAUUUUUCCUUCCUGAAGGCAACUACAUUAAAUUGUUCGAAUUCUUGGAAUCCAAUAAGGAUAAAUAUGGCAUUGAAAAUAUUUCUUUUACUUGCACCACCCUUGAAGAUGUGUUUUUAAGUCCCAAAGUGACUGCGCACGAGGAAGAUGAUGAAUAUGUUAGAAGCGAUUUGACAUCCAUCGCAAGAACAAAAGAAUCUGCCUUCUACCUAACCUUGAAAGCUUUAAUUUUCAAGAGAUACAUAUUCAUUUUCAGAAAAUCCAUAUUUUACAUAAUUCCAACACUUGUUGCUUUUCUUUUCAUUGGAUUGUGUGUUUAUAUGGGCUCCCAAACACAAGCAGAUGACACACUUGAUAGUGGACCUCCUUUAAAAAUAUCUUUGAGCGCUUACGGCAAAACAACAGUUUAUUUAAAUACCAUCGGUGGCUCUGACUCUGAUGACAUUCGCAAAAUUUACGAGCGAUUAGUUUCGGAUCAGAAUAGCAAAUUGAAUAUUGUCAGUGAUGUUUCUCAAAGUAUUCUUGCAGAAGCUAAAGAGUAUUUACCCUAUUACCAUCAGCACAUGAUUGUAGCAGCUGAAAUUUUUACUAGAGAAUCUGGAGGACAAAAAAUAAUCGAGGCUGCCGCCCUAUACAACAACUUUCCAAUACACUCUGUACCAAUUUCCUUCAACUUGCUAAGCAAUACCAUCGCAAAAUAUACCUUGGGAGAUAAGUACUCAAUAUCAACCACACAUCACCCACUGAUGGGCUCUAAAAUCAAGGAUAAUGUGACAAAUAACCUGAACAGUGUUGAAAUUAUUAUCUUAUGGCAAGCAGUGAUGCCUUGGGGAUUCCUAUUCUUUGUUGGUAGUUUCAUCUACUUUCCCUAUGUUGAAAUGUCUACAAAAUUCACUCAACUUCAGUUUAUGUGCGGUGUGAAACCUGCUGUUUAUUGGCUGACUACGUUUGCUACAGAUUUCGUUAUUUAUCUGCUAGUAGCACUUGUGAUUUGUCUUAUUUUUACUUUAUGCUGGACACCUUACCGAGGAAUUAAGAAAUUUGGUGCAUUCUAUUUGGUCCUAGCAUUGUACGGCACAUGCGCAAUACCCUACUGUUACUUAUUCGCCAGAUUGAAAUCAUUUGCCUCAGGUUACUCACAUUUCAUUACAAUUGGAUCAUUCACAGGAAUUAUUUUCACGAUGGGCGUAAUCGCUCUACAAGAACUUCCCGAAGCAGGUGAAGCGGGCAACAUUCUAAAUGUAAUAUUUUCGAUAACUUGUCCCCAAUACGGUCUUAUUUAUUGGGGCCUAAAGUUCUCACUCAAGGUCAUUGAAAAUUAUAAUUUCGAUCAUAGAAUCAACGCAGCCUAUAGGCAUGAUGAUAGGCGGCGUCAUCUUGACAUAUGCUCUAUCGACAACGAACACAGAAGUCCUUGUUGUGAUGGAACUGGGCCUGCUUGUGAUGCCUGGAGAAGCUACAUUAAUUCUGAAAUUUAUUAUAUGCUUUUAUGUGCUGUAAUUUAUCUUCUCCUAAAUAUUAUAUUAGACAGUUAUUUGAGAAAGAGAUUUAUGAAUUGGGUGCGUAAUAUUUCCACCAAGCAUUACAAUAGGAUACCAAAUCCUCCAGACACUGCCGAAGAAUUAGCUGACCAUAGUACUUUACGAGUGAAAAAAUUGAAGAAGUUUUAUUCGGGCAAACUAGUAGUUAAGGAUGUGAGCUUAAAUUUAAAGAAAGGACAAUGCUUGGGUAUUUUAGGCGUCAACGGAGCAGGCAAAACAACCACGUUCAAAAUGUUAACCAGAGAAGAAGUUAAAGAUAAUGGGGAUAUCAAAAUUAAUGCCUAUAGUGUUGAAAAUGAUAAGUUUUUGAAGAAGUUAGGAUAUUGCCCACAAGACGACGCCUUGAACUAUUCCUUAACGGGAAGGGAUAUUUUGAAGACUAUAGCUAUGUUACGAGGAAUACAAGAUGCUCUGAUAGUUGAUCAAUUUUUGGAUUUAUUCGGUCUGGCAAAAAUCGCCGACAUCAAAUGCGAACAAUACAGCGGCGGUAAUAAGCGCAGACUGAGCUUUGGAGUUGCGGUUAUCGGUUUCCCAGAUUUCAUUUUGCUGGACGAACCGACGAACGGCGUCGACCCCUUAUCCAGGCGGAAGUUUUGGUCUCUGAUAAAAAAAAUCAGAGAUAUGAAACAAAACUCGUUUAUUUUGACAUCUCACAGUAUGGCCGAAUGUGAGGCUGUAUGCAACGAUUUAAAAAUUAUGAAAGCAGGAACUAUAAAAAAGGAAGGUCCAAUAGCUCAACUGAAGAAUGAAGUAUGCGGCUUUAAUGUGAUGCUAAAGCUCAAACAAGGUGACUAUGAUAAAGGUGGAGGACCAAGCAAAUCACAAAUCACAACCGUUACUGAGCUGAAGGAUUUUUUCCAGAAGAAGUUUCCAACUGGACAAAUCAGAGACGAACACUCAGGCAUGAUUCAUUAUUACAUAGAAUCUAAAGAAAAAAGGUGGUCGCAACUUUUUGGUCUGUUUGAAGACCUAAAGCAGAAAUCCACAUUGAUUGAAGAUUAUAGUAUAAGCGAAGCUUCUUUGGAGGAUGUAUUUUUGGACGUCGCCAGACAUGACGAUGUUGCUGAGGAGGGAAACCGUUGAAAAGUGAAAAAAUCCUCCAAGUUUGUUUUACCCUGGCCCUGUGAAAAGUCAAAGACACUCUGAGAAAUUAAAUUUUCAGGACGGUGCUUCGAUUCAUAGGGCGUGAAAAAUGAAUUGAAUGGGUGAUUGGAAAAAGGAUAAAAUUCCAGUAAGCCUUACUUUUGGGAAAUCAAAAAAAAAAAAACGUUUUUGCGGCGAAGCCGGCAAUUUUACAAAUAUCAUUACUAUUGGCCAAUUGUACACUUUGACAAAGUACAUUUGAUGCCAAAGUUUCACCAGUUUAUACCUAUCUGGUAACUAGCUACUGGUAUUUGAAAGUAUAAAAAUUGUAUCGUUUUUCCACUCAAAAUGAAAAUUUUAUCCUUUUUCCACUCAAAAUGCAAAAAAAAAUUGAAAAAAAAAAAGAAAAAGACGACAUUUAUAAAGAAGUAGUAUUUAUUGAAGAAAAGCAUUUCAAAAACUCAGAUGCUCGAUGCUCUGAUAUAGCGCGAAGUUCUAAAUCCAUGGAAGAACAACACAAUUUCAGGAAUAUUAUCCUUUUUCCAUCACUCACAAAUAAAAUUAUCAUAUGAAGCGGGCCGGCGAUUUUAUCGUUUUUGGGCUCAGCGGAAAGAUAAGAGAAAUUAGAAUAAAAUAGCUAUCUCACUUUAAUUCGCCAUAUUUUUGGAAUUUUAUCCUUUUUCCAAUCACCCAUUCAAUUAAUUUGUACAAUUUAUAUAAUAAUUUUGUAUGUAUGUAUGUAUUGUAUUUUUAAAUUAUAUUUACUGUUGGUGAUACCUAAAUAUUUCAGUCUGUGAUACAUUUUGAAGGUUAAUAAACUUAUCAUAA
Molecule: messenger RNA, 4614 nt
Organism: Ceutorhynchus assimilis (cabbage seed weevil)
Lineage: Eukaryota; Metazoa; Arthropoda; Insecta; Coleoptera; Curculionidae
Source: the annotation of a GenBank genome assembly